GACUGACCGAGAUCGCUGGGCCUAGCAGUGAGUCUUUUUCACUGCUAGGGCUUAGCUUCGUAGAAGACAGCGAUUAACCACCUCACCAUCAGUCCGAUACUCUAUGAUCUCAUCCUGAUAAGAGUCUAUAACUCUCCUGACUUGGCAGGGUCUAGACGGAGUUGAGUCUACGAUAAGCUUGCAUAGUGUUUAUCAAGUCUGAAUAAAAGGCUCGACCUACCUCAAUCUUCUAUCAAACUAUCAUGCCAAUUCUCCAAUUGUUUACUACCACUCCACCUUACAUCAAUACAUCAUGAGCAACCCACUCGUGGUUAGCAUCUCCAACCUGGCGGCCUACACGCCCCAAGAAACAAUCGAGCUUGUUUCCCGCUCUGGCGUAAAGAGAGGCAACAUGCGUCCCGAUAAGAUCUUCCUCUCCGCCGUCUCCGCGGGAUGUCUCCUUGGCUUUGGCUGUGGCGUCUCGCUCUGUGCCAUGACAGCUCCCUGGUACACUGAGAAUGCGCCAGGUCUGGUGAAGCUCUUUGGCGCUGGUGUUUUCCCUCUGGGUUUAGUGCUUGUUGUGCUUACGGGCGCGGACCUGUUCACUGCAACUACCAUGUUUACCUUGACUGCUGUUCUGCAAGGUCGGCUCCCGAUUCGGAAGAUGCUGCUGCAUUGGAUCCUUUGCUUUUUCGGCAAUCUUGCAGGAUCGCUAUUUGUCAUGUCUAUCAUUAUGGGAUACGGCGGUGUCUUUGACGCAUCACCCUAUAAAGAAGUCGUCAUGUCUUUCGCCAGCAAGAAACAAAUAUCACCUCAAUUUCAUCAAAUCUUCCUCAAAGCCAUUGGGUGCAACUGGCUCGUAUGCCUCGCCGUCUUCCUCGGUAUCCAAGCCAAGGAUCUCGCCUCCAAGGUCAUCGGCAUGUGGUGGCCCAUCUUCGCCUUCGUCGUCCUUGGCCUCGAGCACGUUGUCGCCAACAUGUUUUACAUGUCACUCGCCAUCUGGCUCAAGACACCCGAUCUUACCGUCGGGCUGUACAUCUGGAAGGGUAUGAUCCCAGCUACAAUCGGCAACAUCAUUGGCGGCGGCAUGUUUGUCGGCGUAUACUAUUGGUACAUGUACUUGUUUGACGAGGACCCUGUCAAGGUUGAUGGUGUUGAGUACCAGGGUCCUAAUGUGGACUCUCACAUGCAUAUGCAUUUCCUUGCGACCAGAAAUAAGGGUAAUGCCACCGAUGAGGAGAGUAGGAUUGAAUCAGCGCCCGUUUCAGUACCAGCCAGCGUUCGCGCAAAGCAAGACAUUUGAGGAAUGAUGGAUAUGAAAAUUGUUAUGAUUCUUUAGACCUAGAGUACCGCUAAUUGAUUAGACAUGGGUUUGAACUGUUGACCACAUGUCUUUGCCAUGAGCCUCUUUUCAAGUGAUUAAACCUGAUCGGGAUUCCUAAGUCUUGUCCUGCACGGGGCAGGGAGCUCUAGAGGCGGGAGUGGCGGGCUCAUUAGCUACGGAUAACACAACAGUGCAUUUCUCAUUAUUCCCAGAACUCACUACAGAGCCUUGUACUCUGUACCUAGCAGAAAUGUUCGGUGACCCUUCGUUAUACUGCUUCGCCCGACAAUACCGCAUGGCACAUGUCUCGGUGACAGGUAAAGGAAAUCUGGCGUAGACUUCAGCCAGCGCCUCAAAUCGAGAACGGCCCGAAAGAAAUCAGCAGCUCCUGAAGUAUUCUACGAGGCAAAAUCGAAUGGUUUUACAUCUGAUCAGAACGAGCUGUCGUGUCAUGGCGUGGGUGACAUUGUCAGGGACAGACUUUUGCAUCUCCGCGGGGAGGCCAUGUUUCUCCACAACAGUCGAGGCAUCUCCACGGAGUCACCCCGCCAAGUCCUCCCCUGGCCGAUUUAGAUAUUCUGGAACAAUUACCUAAGGGUUCGGCAUUAACACGGUCGAUGUAAUCCAACGGCUGCUGUAUGCUAUUCCGCCCCUGGUUAUUUACUGCUAAAGUAAAAUAUAGCUGUUUUCGUGUAAAAUGAAGGCUGAUACUUGUAUUGAAGGGGAUAUAGGAGGCAACAGGACUAACAAACACGAUUUACAGAUAUUCAGACCGUGGUGUUAAUUAGAAGUUUAACUGCUCAUUGUAUCAUCUACAGCAAAUGUUUAAAUAUAACAUUCAUAACCACACAACUAUUGUAUAUCACAGGUACAGCCCAAAAACACUUAACG
Molecule: messenger RNA, 2194 nt
Organism: Fusarium verticillioides 7600
Lineage: Eukaryota; Fungi; Ascomycota; Sordariomycetes; Hypocreales; Nectriaceae
Exons: 3
Coding region: 293-1282 (329 amino acids)
Biological process (GO): nitrite transport; transmembrane transport
Cellular component (GO): membrane
Molecular function (GO): high-affinity secondary active nitrite transmembrane transporter activity
Source: RefSeq, a predicted model, not a curated record